AUGGGUGGCCUGGCCGGAGGGAUUGAGAUCUGCAUCACAUUCCCCACUGAGUAUGUGAAGACACAGCUGCAGCUGGACGAGAAGGCAAACCCUCCCCGCUACAAGGGCAUUGGGGACUGCGUGAAGCAGACCGUCCGUGACCAUGGCAUCCGGGGGCUGUACCGGGGGCUCAGCUCGCUGGUGUAUGGCUCCAUCCCCAAGGCUGCUGUCAGGUUCGGGAUGUUCGAGUUCCUCAGCAACCAGAUGAGAGAUGAGCAAGGGCGGCUGGACAGCACGCGGGGCCUCAUCUGUGGGCUGGGCGCCGGCGUGGCCGAGGCUGUGGUGGUGGUCUGCCCCAUGGAGACCAUAAAGGUGAAGUUUAUCCAUGACCAGUGCUCCCCCAAGCCCAAAUACCGUGGCUUCUUCCAUGGCGUCCGGGAGAUUGUUCGGGAACAGGGACUAAAGGGGACCUACCAGGGCUUAACUGCGACCGUCCUCAAACAAGGAUCGAACCAGGCCAUCCGCUUCUUUGUCAUGACCUCUCUCAAGAACUGGUACAAAGGGGACAAUCCCAACAAGGUCAUCAACCCCUUCAUCACGGGAGUGUUUGGAGCCCUUGCCGGAGCUGCAAGUGUCUUUGGCAACACCCCCUUGGAUGUGGUGAAGACCAGGAUGCAGGGGCUGGAAGCACACAAGUACAAGAGUACCUGGGACUGCGCCUACCAGAUCAUGAAAUACGAAGGGCCCCUGGCGUUUUACAAGGGCACAGUGCCUCGCCUGGGCCGCGUUUGCCUCGACGUCGCCAUCGUCUUCGUCAUCUACGAUGAGGUGGUCAAGUUCCUCAACAAGGUGUGGAAAACGGACUGA
Molecule: messenger RNA, 846 nt
Organism: Nipponia nippon (crested ibis)
Lineage: Eukaryota; Metazoa; Chordata; Aves; Pelecaniformes; Threskiornithidae
Source: RefSeq, a predicted model, not a curated record